This is a messenger RNA of Girardinichthys multiradiatus, 2890 nucleotides long. It is a transcript of the gene plg, whose product is annotated as plasminogen. Bases 81 to 2483 code for a protein of 800 amino acids. The transcript is spliced from 19 exons. Lineage: Eukaryota; Metazoa; Chordata; Actinopteri; Cyprinodontiformes; Goodeidae. The record is from RefSeq and is a predicted model, not a curated record. Gene Ontology annotation, molecular function: serine-type endopeptidase activity; signaling receptor binding. Gene Ontology annotation, biological process: proteolysis. Gene Ontology annotation, cellular component: extrinsic component of plasma membrane.
UCACAACUGUGCUAUAAGGACCUUAAUAAUACAUCUGAAGGGACCUCUGGUUGAUGAGCUGCUAGUGUGGGGCCCUCAACAUGGACUUAUAUAAGGCAACUUUUCUCCUUGGAGCUUUCAUCUGCUCUGUCGGUGGCACAGAGAUAGAUGGCUAUACCAAAACAGAAGGCGCGUGGGUUCUCUCUCUGAACAAAAGGCAGUACAUGGUGAACAAUGUAGCUGACUGUGCAGCCAAAUGUGAUGCUGAAAGAUCCUUUACAUGCAAGGCUUUUGCAUAUGUGGAGAAGGAUCAGGAGUGUUGGACAGCAGCAACUAAUUCGAAGACGGAGCUUAUUGUGCGAAAACAGAGCUCAGCUUUAUAUGAAAAAAACAAAUACCUCCUGGAGUGUAUGAAUGGAAUCGGAGCAGAUUACAGAGGAACCAAAGACAGAACAAAAACAGGAAUACUGUGUCAGAGAUGGGACGUAAAAUCCCCACAGAGACCCAAUUACACACCACAGACCCAUCCCCUCCAUGACCUGGACUCGAACUUCUGCAGAAAUCCGGAUUUAGACUCCCAUGGACCCUGGUGUUAUACCACUGACCCAGACAACCGCUGGGACCACUGCAAUGUGCCCAGCUGUACUGAGAACUGUAUGCACUGCAACGGUGAGGACUACAGAGGAAACACCUCCACCACUGAAAAUGGUUUCACAUGCCAGCACUGGGAGUCCCAGAAACCUCACAAUCAUGGCUUCAACCCUUCAGCUCUUCCAGAGAAGUACCUUGAGGAGAACUACUGCAGAAACCCAGAUGGAAGUCCGCAACCAUGGUGUUUCACCACCAGCCCAUCCAAACGAUGGGAUGUUUGCUUCAUACCUCGCUGCCAAUCGGAGCCUCCUACCAUCGUCCCUGAGACAACCUGCAUUACUGGUGAAGGUCAAGCGUACCGAGGAACGAUUGCUGUAACAGAGACUGGUAAAACCUGUCAGAGCUGGUCAGCUCAGACGCCUCAUAGGCACAGCCGGACACCUGAAAACUACCCCUGCAAAGGUUUAGAUAAUAACUACUGUCGUAAUCCGGACAAUGAGAGGAGACCGUGGUGUUAUACUACCGAGUCUGAAACUCGCUGGGAGCACUGCACUGUGCCACGUUGUGAAGACGCUGCAGAUCCAGAUGAAGGUGUGGUUCCCCCUGAAGGAGAUGACUGCUAUGAGGGGGACGGCAGCAGUUAUCGGGGAAUAACAUCAGAAACCAUCAGUGGGAAAAAAUGCCAGAGGUGGAGUGCACAGACCCCUCAAAAACAUAACAAAAAUCCAGAGAGCUUCCCCUUAGCGGACCUCAGGAGGAAUCUGUGCAGGAAUCCUGACGGAGACCGAGCACCAUGGUGUUACACCACCGACCCCAAGGUCCGCUGGGAAUAUUGUAACCUUGAAAAAUGCUCUGCCAAGCCCACAGGAAAACCAAUGUCAACUGCCGAUAGUGUCCAGGCCGCCCAGACUCCAACAGACAGAGAUUGCAAGGUUGAAAAUGGAGAAACAUACAGAGGCCCGACUUCCAUGACAGUAAUGGGUGUUACUUGCCAGGCUUGGAGUGCUCAGAGCCCACACCAACACGACAGUUUCACACCAACUAGUCACCCAGACAAGGGUCUGGAUGGAAAUAGCUGCAGAAACCCAGACAACGAUGUGUACGGGCCAUGGUGCUACACCACCGACAGGAACAAGAAGUGGGACUACUGCCAGAUCCCUGAUUGUGCUGGACUGGAUUGUGGGACACCGGUUAUCAAACCAAUGCGCUGUUUUGGUCGUAUUGUUGGCGGCUGUGUGUCCAAACCUCACUCCUGGCCCUGGCAAAUCAGUCUCCGGACCAGUUCAGGAAUCCAUUUCUGUGGUGGGACUCUGAUUCACCCUCAGUGGGUUCUCACUGCUGCACACUGUCUGGAAAGGUCCAACCGGCCCUCAGCCUACCAGGUAAUCCUGGGUAUCCAUAAGGAAACAGCUACAGAGGCAUCCAAACAAGUAAGACCGCUGAAUAAACUGGUGCUGGGACCUAAUGGAGCUGACAUUGCUCUGCUCAAACUACAGAGCCCAGCUAUUAUAAAUGACAAAGUGCUUCCUGUUUGUCUACCAGAAAAGGACUACAUUGUUCCCAGUGGAACAGAGUGUUAUGUCACUGGUUGGGGUGAGACUCAAGGUACUCCAGGUGCAGGUUUGCUGAAAGAAGCUGGAUUCCCUGUAAUCGAGAAUAAGAAAUGCAAUCGGCCAUCUUACCUGAACGGAAGAGUUAAAGACCACGAGAUGUGUGCAGGAAAUAUUGAUGGAGGAGUCGACAGCUGCCAGGGUGACAGUGGAGGUCCUCUGGUCUGUUAUGCACAGAAUAAGUACAUCCUGCAGGGUGUGACAUCUUGGGGUUUGGGGUGUGCCAACGCUAUGAAACCUGGAGUCUAUGCUCGAGUCUCAAAGUUUGUGGACUGGAUUGACAGAACAAUAAAAGCUAAUUGAAAUAUUCCACCAUCAAAUAUGACUGGUGGUCAAACUCAGCAGCACACCUUCCUGGUUGUGGGUUUAUAUAAAUCUGUAUUUAGUAAUGGCUUCAUAUGACAUCACAAUUAGAGAACAUUUGAUACUCAUACUUGGUAGAAAGCAAUCAAUAAAAAGUCUACCAUAUGCUUUUUUGGUUGAUUGAAUGAAAUAACAAAAUUAGAAUAUUUUUGGUUCUGAACAUCCCUUCAUUUUUAUUUUCAUGUUGAUUCUUUAUUCUCAUAAGGAUAGGAGCAUUUUAAAAGGGAUAAUACAAUCUAAAGCCUAAAAUCACAUGUAUGUCACUGACGUUUAUCAAUUUUGGCUCCCCAUUUUGUUGGUUGGUCCAUAUGCUUUAAGGAGAAUAAAAACAACUCGAGCUGUGUAAA